UGUUGAGUUCGCUCGCUGCUGCGGUGAGUAGAAGACGCAACACAGCAGUAGCUUUAGAGCGCGUGAGUUAACAAGACAUCUGGUUCGGAUGGGGAGCACAGCCAGGGCUGUCAACUUGGCUCAAAUCGCGCCAUUUUUGACCCUACUUUACUUUAAAUCGCAAUUAAUUUUUCAAUUUGGCACGAAGUGCCAAAAUAGCACUAUUGAAAAAAUAUGUAUACAACUGGUUUAUCUUACUUUGGCAUUGGACUUUUGUUUUAGGAAGAUGUUCCUGAUUUUAAUGCUAAAGGAAAAGAAUCGAAAAGAAUGGCACCUUUUUGAAAUUGAAAUAAAUUUUCUUAGGAAGUUGUACUUUUACACAAGAAUCAGAGAGAAUAAUAAUUGUGUAAGCUCACACUGGAGCAUUUGCGAGCAAGAAUGGAAGAAGAAAUUUUGCAAGAACAACGUAAACAAGUUGUACAAGUGUGACGUCAUACAAACAGCGAUUCUGUCAAAUUCAUUAGCGGUAUCGAGAUGGGCGCCACCUUUGUUCUCUACAUCAUGACUUUUACAGAUAAGCAGGAGGUCUAUACUCUGUAUACGGACUAAUACAAAUUCAUAGUGCCAAGCAUUUGAAUUCGAAUGAUUUGCUCUUCGAAUCGUAAUACAGAGUAGACCCCCAGAAAAUUCUCUUUAUACAUAUAUUUUUGACACACAUACAUGCAUAUCGCACACGGUCAUCAAAAGCGACGUAAUUCAAAAUUUAUCAUUGUUGAAAUGAUGCGCUAAAAAUGCACACAGAGCUUUUAUUUACCAUUCCGCAAAAUCUGGAGCAUUUUUUUUUUUAUAAUUGCAAAAACCUAAGUUAAAGUCUCCCUUGCCAAUAUGAUUAGCAUGUGCUAAGAAAUAGUUUGUCGUAUUUUCUGACAAACGUGUAAUUUUGAGUUCUGUCACCUUUGAAGAUAGUGUGCGAUAUGCUAGAAUGAAAUUUGAUGAGCUCUCAUUGCUUCAACUAUUCAAGGCGUAGACCAUGAUUCAAUAAUACAAGGUUCGAUAAACUGACAGUUGUCUCUCUCGCACCGC
Molecule: messenger RNA, 1062 nt
Organism: Rhagoletis zephyria (snowberry fruit fly)
Lineage: Eukaryota; Metazoa; Arthropoda; Insecta; Diptera; Tephritidae
Source: RefSeq, a predicted model, not a curated record